Molecule: messenger RNA, 1429 nt
Organism: Saccostrea cuccullata (small rock oyster)
Lineage: Eukaryota; Metazoa; Mollusca; Bivalvia; Ostreida; Ostreidae
Product: palmitoyltransferase ZDHHC12-B-like
Exons: 6
Coding region: 56-970 (304 amino acids)
Biological process (GO): protein targeting to membrane; peptidyl-L-cysteine S-palmitoylation
Cellular component (GO): endoplasmic reticulum; Golgi apparatus
Molecular function (GO): protein-cysteine S-palmitoyltransferase activity
Source: RefSeq, a predicted model, not a curated record
UAUGAAAUUUAUUACACGUUCAAUAUUUCAGUAUAAUGUCAUGGUUUAACGAAACAUGAAGAAGCUUGUUCGCUGUAGAAGUUUCUGUGGCAGACAUAUUCUGAUCAGAGGAACACACACACUGCUGGUUUUAGGAGUUCCUGCUACUCUACUGUAUAAAGAAACAUCAUUGAAGAAGGCCCUUGUGGACAGAGAGGACUUGGUGUAUGGCUGUAGUUAUGUCCUGCUUGUCCUUGUAGCUCUGGUCACGUAUUUUGCUGCAUGUUUAAAAAAUCCUGGAUACAUUGGACGAAAGCAGUCAAAGCGGAUAUCAAAGGCUUUAUCAGAAAAACAUGAGGACUUGGAGGAAGACGAUUCAGACACAACUCCCAUGAUGCCUCAGUCUGAUAACGCUCCCCUGAUUGGUCAAUCAGAGACUAAUGAGGAAAGACUGAAGGCUCUGAAGCAGCGCUUUAGAUAUUGUGAUUAUUGUGAAAUAGAGCAACCGAUGCGUGCUAAGCACUGUGAGGAUUGUAAGCAGUGUGUAAGGAAACACGACCACCACUGUCCGUGGCUGGAUGCCUGUGUGGGGGAGGGAAACCACAAAUACUUCUGGACCUUCCUGCUGGUCACCACCAUCCUCAUUCUCUGGACCUUUGCAAUCACAUGGACAAAUUUCCAGUAUGAGGUGUCUUGGAAGGACUGGUGGGAGAGAAAUGUGGUGUUUAUUAUUGAUAUGUUAAUCUUGUCCUUUGGAGGCUUCACUGUGAUUGGACUUCUGGGAUUCCAUACUUUUCUGAUGUUCCGUGGACUGACCACAUGGGAACUUGUUUCCCGUGAACGGAUCACAUAUCUUAAACAUCUCACCGAGGAUUUCCACCCUUUUGACGAGGGCUGCUUUUUGAACAUGUAUAACUUCCUAACUGUUUGUAAAUACAGAGAAUGGGAGUGUAUGUACGAUCGAAAAGUGGAUCAGCAGGAAAUAGUGUAGAAGUGAAGCAGAGUGAUUGAGGGAAAAUUACCGGUACAUAAUCAAAGAGAAUUUAACUGAGUAAUCAAAGGGAGAGAAUGUUACUGAGAAAUCAAAGGGAGAGAAGCAAAAUGUUGGAUUUUUAGCUCACCUGUGUCAAAGACUAAUAUGAGGUUUAAUGAAAGCUAGCUUCCUGUUGUCUGUUGUAAAAGCAUAUCAGAAUUUCAUCCUUUUCUUCAGAAUUAUUUGGUCCAUUUUAAUUAAACUUUCCACAAAACAUCCCUGAGUAGUGAAAACUGUUUUACAUGAGAAUACUUGCAUAUUUAAUAGGAAAAGGUUUUAAAAUCUUUUUCUCUAUUACAGAAAUGUUGCUUUUGAAACAGAAUACUAUGUGUUUUUCCCCUGAAUAUUUGUGUAUUUUAUGGAUUUAAAUAAUUUGCUAGUAUGUAAAUAUAAAGAGUGAGAUUUUUUUCCUGAAUG